Messenger RNA from Daphnia pulex (common water flea), 784 nucleotides. RefSeq names its product vitelline membrane outer layer protein 1 homolog. The transcript has 3 exons. The record is from RefSeq and is a predicted model, not a curated record. Lineage: Eukaryota; Metazoa; Arthropoda; Branchiopoda; Diplostraca; Daphniidae. The coding region runs from base 102 to 650 and encodes 182 amino acids.
GAAUCGUAUAAAAGUGAUCAAAACAAGGUAAAGGAUCAUCAGUUCGUUUGAUUCCUCAAGCAACAACAAACACUCUCGUCCAAAAAAAACUCGAAUUUGAAAUGAGUAAAUUGAUGAAAUUCGUUGCUCUCACGGCCGUUCUUGGCUGUUUUCCACCUGCGACUGUUACGGCCACUUUCUGGGGCGAUUGGGGCCCAGUUGAUUUCUGUCCAUUAGGUGAGUGGGCGGUUGGAUUUUCAUUGAAAACAGAGAAACCACAAGGAGACGGUGACGACACGGCACUCAACGGCAUCGCGCUGAGAUGCUCAGGCGGGAGCAGGAUUCGCUCGACUGAAGGACCAUGGGGAGAAUGGGGUAAGGAAUUCCUUUGCCCGUCUGGCAGUUGGCUUAGAUCAUGCCAACUUCGCGUUGAACCUAAGCAGGGAGCAGGAGACGACACGUCGGCCAAUAAUUUGAACUGCAUGUGUAACACCGGUCUGGAACUGCUUGGCGACGGGGGCAGUCGGGGCGAUUGGGUGGCAUGGAUCAACUGCCCCAGAGGCAUCGUGACUAUACAGACCCGAGUGGAGGGAAAACAAGGAACUGCUGGAGACGACACGGCUCUCAACGACUUUAGAUUCACUUGCUGGGAAAAUCGUCCAAUGAUAUAGACGCGUGAACAACAGUCGGUUUUAUCAGUCUGAUUGCUGUAUGAUUCUCUUAUUCAUUUUACUUUCAAGUUCUUCUAUCACAACUAAGUGUAAAAUUCGUUAAGAUUUACAAUAUCGCACCAACCACAAGCGAA